Pogona vitticeps (central bearded dragon) is the source of this 1825-nucleotide messenger RNA. It is a transcript of the gene GPR45, whose product is annotated as G protein-coupled receptor 45. The record is from RefSeq and is a predicted model, not a curated record. Lineage: Eukaryota; Metazoa; Chordata; Lepidosauria; Squamata; Agamidae. Gene Ontology annotation, molecular function: G protein-coupled receptor activity. Gene Ontology annotation, cellular component: membrane. Gene Ontology annotation, biological process: G protein-coupled receptor signaling pathway.
UCCCGGCAGAGGUGGCCGCGCGCGUUGCCGCCGAGAGGCCCCGGUGGAGGCGGGCCGCCGGGGAGCGUCUAGGCGAGAAGCUUUCGGCCCGGCAUCGGCGCCCGAGACUCCGGGCUCUGCGCUCGCUCGCUGGCAGCCAAGCCCAGGUAAUAGUUUUCCAGAUCCUAGAAUGAUCUGAAGAUAUGCACUUCAUAAUGGCUACACCCACAUCUUUGCUAAGGAGCUGCAGGUACUUGCUCUUUUCAGAAGUCACCAUGGCCUGGUUUUGUCAACGACUGCUGAAGAAACUGCUUUCAGACUCCUAUCUCUUUCAAGUUUUUAUAGCUGCUAUGAUGGGAAAAUGACAGCAGCCAAAAAGUUAGCAGGAAGACGGUGGGGACUGAGCAUCUCUGUUGGCAACAUACUGCACUAUGAUGGCAUGUAACAAGACCCUCCUGGGUGUCCCCCUGAAUGCCAGUGCUCAUGUCCCAUGCCCCAAUCACACGGCCUUGCCAACACCACUCAGGAUACUCUUGGCCAUAAUCAUGCUAUUCAUGAUUGCUGUUGGAUUCUUAGGCAACGCCAUCGUAUGCUUGAUUGUCUAUCAGAAGCCAGCCAUGCGUUCAGCCAUCAACUUGCUUCUAGCUACUCUAGCUUCCUCCGAUAUCAUGCUGUCUUUGUUCUGCAUGCCUUUUACUGCAGUGACCGUCAUCACGGUGGAAUGGAACUUUGGGGCUCACUUUUGCCGUGUAUCAGCUAUGCUCUACUGGUUCUUUGUCUUGGAAGGUGUUUCUAUACUCUUGAUCAUUAGUGUUGACCGAUUCCUAAUCAUUGUCCAACGCCAAGACAAACUGAACCCACACCGUGCCAAAAUCAUGAUUGCCCUUUCAUGGGCCUUUUCUUUCUGCAUCUCCUUCCCUUCUGUGAUCGGAUGGACCUUUGUAGAAUUCCCAAGCCGGGCUCCCCAGUGCGUCUUGGGAUACACUGAGUUUCCUGCAGACAGAGCUUAUGCUGUGAUGUUAAUUGUGGCCAUUUUCUUCAUCCCAUUUAGCAUCAUGUUGUACUCUUAUCUUUGUAUUCUGAAUACUGUCCGGCGGAAUACAGUCCGAAUCCACAACCACGUUGAGAGUGUCUGCUUGAAUCAGGUGAGCAAACUGGGCCUGGUAGGGCUGCAAAAGCCUCAUCAAAUGAACGUGGACAUGAGCUUCAAGACCAGAGCUUUCACUACCAUUCUCAUUCUUUUUGUUGGCUUUUCCUUCUGCUGGCUUCCACACACUGUGUUCAGUUUGAUGUCUGUGUUCAGCAGGCGGUUCUACUACAGCCCAUCCUUCUAUGCCACCAGCACCUGUGUGCUGUGGCUAAGUUACCUUAAAUCUGUGUUCAAUCCUGUCAUCUACUGUUGGAGGAUCAAAAAAUUCCGUGAGGCCUGCCUAGAGUUCCUGCCGAAAACAUUUAAGAUAUUUCCUAAAGUGCCUGGGCGAACAAAAAGGAGAAUACGGCCAAGCACAAUAUAUGUCUGUAGUGAGCACCAAUCUGCUGUUUAGGAAUAACCAGGUUCUUUUAAUUACUAAGGAGAAGAAACAAAAUGAUUGAACCCCUCAUAUUCUGUGACAGAAUCCUAGUGUUGUUCCAUAUAUUGACUGUGCAGAAUGUUCGAGUUUUGGUCAUGUGAAACAAUCAGUCUAACACAGCACUUGCUAAACUACUUUCUCUGCUGAAUGACCAAAUGUUACUGUCUUAUCCUGACAGCCAAUAAGACUACUGCUUUUAUUGUUCUAGUUUCUCCUGAGUCAAUGGUUCCCAGCCUUGGGACCCCAGAUGUUCUUGAAUGAGAACUCCCAGAAGC